Molecule: messenger RNA, 1071 nt
Organism: Aspergillus campestris IBT 28561
Lineage: Eukaryota; Fungi; Ascomycota; Eurotiomycetes; Eurotiales; Aspergillaceae
Product: J-type chaperone JAC1
Exons: 1
Coding region: 105-944 (279 amino acids)
Biological process (GO): protein complex oligomerization; [2Fe-2S] cluster assembly
Cellular component (GO): mitochondrion
Molecular function (GO): ATPase activator activity; protein-folding chaperone binding
Source: RefSeq, a predicted model, not a curated record
CACUAGCAUUGCAUUCACACGGAGACCUCGUCUAGAAACUAAAUUUUACGACUUCUGUUCUGUAUACAAAUCUGCCAUAUUCCCGACUCUUCCACACACCCGACAUGAGCUCUUCCAUGCGCGCCCCGAGACUGCUCCAGCGGCUGUCCGUCCCGCGCCCAGCAGCCGGUCCUUCGCGGCCAUUGCUGUCCAGAGCCUCCCAAGCCCGCCAGACAUGCUGUACACUCUGCCAAUUCCGAUCGCAGACCUCUCCUCGCCACUACACAACGAUGUACCAACAAACGCGACGCCUAACCACCACCGCACCCACCGCAUCCCCCGCACAAAACACCAACACCAAAGAAGACAUCCACGCAACCACAUCCACCCCCACCCCCGACAUAACAAACUACUACACAAUGUUCCCGAACACCAUUCCAUCCGGCCCACCCCCCGCCUCCCCCUUCGCGAUCCCCAUCGCCGACCUCCGCCGCGAAUUCCUCAGCCUCCAAAACGUAAUCCACCCCGACAAAUACCCGCAAGGCGCCGAGAAGCAGCGCGCAGAGGCCCUCUCAGCGCGCACCAACGAAGCCUUCCGCACGCUGGCGGACCCGCUCUCGCGCGCGCAGUACCUCCUGCGCGAGAUGCACGGCAUCGACGUCACUGCUGAGGACGGCGCGUCGAAGCAUGCGCUUGAUCCUGAGACGCUGAUGGAGGUGAUGGAGGUGCAGGAGACGAUUGAGGAGGUGGGGACGGCGCCUGAUGCGGAGGGGACGAUUGUGCAGAUGAAGAAGGAGAAUGAUGAGCGGGUGAGGGAUUGUGUGGAGGCGCUUGGGGAGGCGUUUGAUAGGGGCGAUGUGGAGACUGCGAGGAAGGAGUGUGUGCGGUUGCGGUUUUGGUAUAGUGUUGGGCAGGGAUUGCAUGAGUGGGAGCCGGGGAUGACGGAGAUUAGACUCGUUCAUUAGGUUUGAUGUGGUAGUUUUGGAUAAUGUGGUUGUUUAGAUGGGGUGCAUGUAUAGAUUAGGAUGUUGGAUUUUGCAUGUAUGUAUGACUUCUUUCUCUUACAAUGUAGUCAAUAUAGAGCGUGCAGUC